AUGGAAAAGAAGAAGAAGCAAAGGAACCGAAAGCCACUUAGCUGCUGGCCCUGCCGGGAGCGCAAAGUCCAAUGUGACCGGCGCUCCCCUUGUGCAACCUGUAGGCGGCGCGACCACAUCCAUCUAUGCCAGGUCGAAAGGCCUGCCGCCAGAGCCGACGAUGACGAUGAUGUACACUCCCUGCUGCACCAACAACUCACCACGCGUAUACAGCGCAAGGCUGCCGGGGAAGGCAGCCCUCUUGCCCCUCCCGGUUUCCCCUGUCCAGGCGAGCCGGCCGAUGAAGAUGCCUCGUCCCAGCUGAUUGCGGUGCUGGACGAUGUAUCUCGGUUUUUAGGACCGACCCACGAAACAGACAGCCCGACCAGGGAGAGGGUUUAUCUCGGUCAGAACUGUGCCGCAAACUUUUUCCGGGCACUCAUCGGCCAUUCAUCCGAGCGACAACGCCGGCGGCGGCCGUUGUUGCCAUUACCGAGUGGCGUGUCCGUGGAGUCGGCGUUUGGCCUCACGAACCGCACCACGCUACACCCGUUUGGAUCUCUCUGGUCCUAUGCCGGGAACGUGUCCCUGCACAACAUAUUGCAGUCGCUUCCCACGGUAGAAGCUUGCCUGAGGUAUUAUCGCAAUUUCGACCAAAACGUCCUUCCUUUUUACCCGUUUUUAUUAAACGCUCAAAUUUUUGAAAGUCGGUUUUGCGAUUUCCUGCAGGCACUAGGUGAUGAAGGCAUCGCCAAGGCGCUGGACCUGGCUGCUGCCGAGGGCGCCUUUCAAGACGCGGCGUGGUAUGGGGUGCUGUUUGGUGUGUUGGCAUGCGGCUGCCAGUUCUACGAUGGUGAAGCGGCUAGCGAUCGCCUCCUCAGAUCCAGAGUCUUUGUGGCCGCCGCAUUCGAAUGCCUACGUCUGGCAAAUCUGUUUGGCAUGCCGUCCGAGGCCACGAUACAGGCGCUCUUGAUGAUUGAACUUGCCAUUGCGAAUGACACCAACCCCGGUAUGGCAUGGAGCCUGAUAGGGACGACAGCGCAGAAUGCCCAAUCCAUAGGAUUGCAUCUCAACAUGAAUCGAAGCCUUGAAUGGGAUGCUGCCAUACACCCCCUUUGGAGCGCAAUUUGGUUUUUGGACUCGUCCUUAUCCCUUGCGUUUGGACGCCGGCCGAGCAGUUUUGUGGCUGGGCUCGACCAGCACAAUUUACACAUUGUCAGCGGCGUGACAUUUCCUACAUUCUGCGCCUGGACAGGCGCCAUCCAUAAGCUGAAGCUCAACUGGCAGCUAGAGCAGACGGGCGACGUGAAAGCAAGCGAUGUCCCGCCAUCCAUCGUGUUUAGGUAUCUGCAGAGUCUGGCCAACCUCGAGACCAUUCCGCCAUAUGGACCACGCAGCAACACCAAGCCCAGCACGUUUCAUCGGAAGAUCGAACAGCUCGUGUCGCUUAUCCACAUAAGCCACGUCAAGGCAGAAAUACUUCGUGUCGCGGCGCUGUCCAGCGCAGUCCAACCAGCCAGCCGCAGGGAGCAUUUUGACGAGAUGAUGCAGAGCCUCAAUGGGCUUAUUUCUGCGUACUGUACUUUGAAGCCGCUGUCGGUGACAAUGGCCAAUUCGUGGCCGAUAUUGUAUGCCACCAUCAGCUCUGCGUUGCUUUUAGCCGGCAUUUGCUACAGUUUGGGAGAGGAAACUCCCCUGGUGGUGAAGAAAUUGGUCGGGGUGCUUUGUGAGGACGUUGAAGAGGACGAUGACCAUGGCAGGGCAAUGGGCCCGGCGGCGUACGCAGAUGGGCUCAGAGUCUUGCGACAUUUGUCAGAAAAUUGA
This is a messenger RNA of Akanthomyces muscarius, 1803 nucleotides long. RefSeq lists its product as uncharacterized. Gene Ontology annotation, molecular function: zinc ion binding; DNA binding; DNA-binding transcription factor activity, RNA polymerase II-specific. The record is from RefSeq and is a predicted model, not a curated record. Lineage: Eukaryota; Fungi; Ascomycota; Sordariomycetes; Hypocreales; Cordycipitaceae. The transcript has 4 exons. Bases 1 to 1803 code for a protein of 600 amino acids. Gene Ontology annotation, biological process: regulation of DNA-templated transcription; DNA-templated transcription.